AUGUUGGACAGGAAACCCCUGAGAGAGAAACAGAGAAGUAGAUCAAUUGAAAAGAAUGAAAAUCUGAGAAGAGAGCUCAAGCAUGUAUUGCCAUGCAGAGGGGCCAAUCACUCAGUGACCGAGUUCAUCCUGCUGGGCUUCACAACAAAUCCCAUGAUGCAGCUGGUCCUCUUUGUGCUGUUCCUGGGAGUCUACUCCAUGACCUUGUUUGGAAACACCACCCUCAUCGUGCUGAUCUGCCAUGACUCCCGGCUACACACACCCAUGUAUUUUUUCAUUGGAAAUUUAUCUUUUCUGGAUCUCUGGUAUUCCUCUGUCUACACUCCUAAGAUCCUAGUGACCUGCAUGUCUGAAGACAAAAGCAUCUCAUUUGCUGGCUGCCUGUGUCAGUUCUUCUUCUCGGCUGGAUUGGCCUACAGUGAGUGUUACCUGUUGGCUGCCAUGGCUUAUGACCGCUACAUGGCCAUCUCCAACCCCUUGCUUUAUGCUCAGGCCAUGACAAAGAGAUUGUGCACUGCAUUGGUUUUAUAUUCCUACACUGGCGGGUUUGUCAAUGCAAUACUAUUAACCAGCAACACAUUCACUCUGGAUUUUUGUGAUGACAAUGUCAUUGAUGACUUUUUCUGUGAUGUCCCACCACUAAUAAAGUUAGCAUGUAAUGUGAGAAAGAGCUAUCAAACUGUGCUGUACUUCCUCUUGACUUCCAAUGUCAUUACCCCCAGCCUGUUCAUCCUGGCCUCCUACAUUUUCAUCAUCACUGCUAUCCUAAGGAUUCGAUCCACCCAGGGCCGCCCUAUUAUGGAUAGGUAG
This is a messenger RNA of Ochotona princeps (American pika), 810 nucleotides long. Its product is annotated as olfactory receptor 9G1-like. Gene Ontology annotation, biological process: sensory perception of smell; G protein-coupled receptor signaling pathway. Lineage: Eukaryota; Metazoa; Chordata; Mammalia; Lagomorpha; Ochotonidae. The transcript is spliced from 2 exons. Bases 1 to 810 code for a protein of 269 amino acids. The record is from RefSeq and is a predicted model, not a curated record. Gene Ontology annotation, cellular component: membrane. Gene Ontology annotation, molecular function: G protein-coupled receptor activity; olfactory receptor activity; odorant binding.